Molecule: messenger RNA, 874 nt
Organism: Oryza brachyantha (malo sina)
Lineage: Eukaryota; Viridiplantae; Streptophyta; Magnoliopsida; Poales; Poaceae
Exons: 1
Coding region: 190-561 (123 amino acids)
Source: RefSeq, a predicted model, not a curated record
CCCAACCACGCCAACUCCUCUCCCGGUCUCCCCGCCUCGCCUCGUCUCUCUCCCCCCGCGCGCGAGCGCUAAACCUAGCACCCUCUCCCUCCCUUUCUCCGGCCCCCGCGACGCCACUCCACGCGACCGACGCGAAAAACCGCACGCAACAACGUGCACGUACGUGCGACGGCGAGGGAGGGAGGCGGUAUGGUGUUCAACGUCGCGUGGCUGGCGGCGGCGGCGAGGGUGCCGGCGGAGCUGUGCCAGGGCGCGCCGAGGCCGGGGAGGCGGCGGCUGCGCGCCGACGAGGUGCUGCGCGCGCUGCUCCUGCCGCCCGCGCGGGAGCUCGAGCGCCUCGCCGACUGGCUCUUCGUGUUCUUCUGCCUCCCGCUGCCGGACUACUACGUGCCGGGCUCCGGCCGCGGCGGGCUGCUCGUGGCGCGGGCGCCGUCGGGCGCGCUCCUCUACGCCGGCGGUAGGUACCAGAGGUCCCUCUUGCUCUCGUCGCCGUCGUCGUCCUCCUCCUCGUCUUCGUCCAUGUCCUCGUCGGAUCAGUACUACUAUUAUUCUGACGAUUAGGAAGCGCCAACCAUAAGUGUACAGGAUGCAAAUUCAAUCGUGGUUUAUUCGUCGUCUCGUCAUUGUUUUUUUUCUUCUUUUUCUGCUAAAUUCUUUGUAACUUGUACAUAUAUGGGUUAUUGAACCAACAAAUUGAAAUGGUGUUUUUGUUAAUUUUGUUGGUUAACGUCUUAAAGAUUGUUCUGUUUCUAAGAUUUUAGGUGUUUGAUGAUUUUGCGAUAAUUAACUUCGUUGAUUAAGGAAAAAAAAGGUAGGGUAUCAAAAUGAUGUCUUUGUUCUUAACAUGAGUGCAACAUCCAUAGUUGGACUUGGA